Phytophthora sojae is the source of this 843-nucleotide messenger RNA. RefSeq lists its product as hypothetical. The record is from RefSeq and is a predicted model, not a curated record. Lineage: Eukaryota; Oomycota; Peronosporomycetes; Peronosporales; Peronosporaceae. The transcript is spliced from 2 exons. Bases 1 to 843 code for a protein of 280 amino acids.
AUGCACGAAGCAACAACAGAAGCAGACCAAGCAGCUCCAAGUCAUCUGUACCAGUUGCUAUUGCGGCCAAUCGUGAAGGCGACCAUCGCCCAACGCGAUACGUCGGCCGAGACUCUCGACGACGUCGUUGUCAACGGCGGAUCGUUCGACGAGAUCCUGCAGAAGAUCUGGAGCUUGUUCAGCGGCCGUGUCAAGUACAGAGCGGUGCGGACGGACGGCGAGUGGUCUGUCGAGACCCACGAGGUGGGCGAGGGGGACCGUGUCGUGCAGCUCAGGGCCAAAAAGAAGGUAGUGGAGUCUACCAAGUCAGCACAAGCGUGGAAGCAGUGGCUGCAAAAAAUGCGAGGGCAUACAGUGACGCUCGUUAUCUAUGAGUAUGGUUUGUCGAUCGCAAGAGCUCAAGAUCGAGAUGAAUUCGUCGCAGCCUGCAUACAGCCUGAGGAGAUCGAUCGUGAAGGUGUUGUUUGGCGUCUGUGGGCCAACCAUCUCACGCGGAAUCUCAACAGGUCAACGUGGGACACCGCUAUUCAACAACUACCACCAGAGUAUAUCGCGAAUCUGCUUCGACUCGUGGAUACACAGAUGGAGCAACACGUGGCCGAAAUUACUCGAACGGCAAAUGUGGCGCUAGAUGUUGUGGAGGCCACAAUUGCUGACUACCGGCAGCUGCGCCAAAGGUGGGAAUUUCUCGGACAGUAUCUCGAUGAAAAUGAGCGCCGUUUGGAAGUGCGCAAGAGUGUUAUCAUGGGGUUUCUGCGCGACAUCACCCCUCCUGCUCGCGACAAAGUGAUCGACCCUCUCCUUCAAAUGGAGAACGUCGACGACACAGAGCACGCCGAGUGA